This is a messenger RNA of Camelina sativa (false flax), 1808 nucleotides long. Its product is annotated as calcineurin B-like protein 7. Lineage: Eukaryota; Viridiplantae; Streptophyta; Magnoliopsida; Brassicales; Brassicaceae. The record is from RefSeq and is a predicted model, not a curated record. Gene Ontology annotation, molecular function: calcium ion binding; kinase binding. Gene Ontology annotation, biological process: calcium-mediated signaling.
UGUUGUUACUUCUGUGAAAAGAAAAGAAAAGAAAACAAAUCUGUAUUUUUUUCUGCUCCUUAUUUUGAUUGAUAUUUUUCUCUCCUUGCAUCUGUAGAUAGAUAUGCUACUUAUGUUGAGACAUGAUUCCUGUUAUUAAGUCAAAAAAAAAGAAAAAAAACAUUGAAAGAGCAAACUGAUGAUAGAGAAAAGAGAGAACACAACAUCAAUGAUCUGGUAAGCUAUUAUCUUAAUUCUGACCAGAUGCAAUAUACAAGUAUAGGAUUGGUUAGUCUUUUAGGAGAUUGACUUUUCGGUUAGAGUUGACAAAGUAAUUAGAGUUUACUUGGGGAAUAAAAAAACUAGUCAUUCCUAUUAUAUAUGUUUCCCUCUCUCAAAUAUCUGGAAUUGUCCGAGCGUUGACAAUCCUAUUAUUUUGAUCUUCUCUCCUUCUUUGUUAACUCUAUCUGAAAUCGACAAUGGCAGCUUCAUCCAACUCUACGGGUUGCUUUACGAAUCAAAACGAGCUAGAGGCUCUCUAUGAGCUGUUUAAGAAACUCAGCGGUGGUGAUCGGCAAAGAAACGAGGGAGACGUUGUGAAAGGCAUACCGCAUAAUUUGCAAUCAUGGUUUAUAGAAAACAGACGACCCGUCUUCUUAUCAAUCUUUACUCUCCUCUCUUCAGCAAUUUUCGUGUGCGGGAUCAUCAGUCUUGGAAGCAUUGUAGGCGGAAUAUUGUUGAUGAUAGGACUCUACUGUGUGUUGUGGAGGAAGAAAAACAGAGUGGAGGAGAUAUACGGUGGUGAAAUGAAGAAGGAAGAGUUUCGAGUAGCCAUAUUCAAGACAAGCAGAAAAGAGAGUUUGUUUGCAGACAGGGUGUUCGAUUUGUUCGACACAAAGCAUAAUGGAUUACUUAAAUUUGAGGAGUUUGCCCGAGCUCUCUCUGUCUUUCAUCCAGAUGCUCCUUUAGAUGAUAAAAUUGACGUUUCGUUUCAGCUAUAUGAUCUGAAGCAGCAAGGAUUCAUCGAGAGGCAGGAAGUGAAGCAAAUGGUGGUGGCUACCCUAGCUGAAUCCGGCAUGACCUUGAGCGACGAGAUUAUAGAAAGUAUAAUCGACAAUACAUUUGAGGAAGCUGACGCAAAACACGACGGGAAGAUCGAUAAGGAAGAGUGGAAGACCCUUGUUCUUAGGCAUCCUUCUCUUCUAAAGAAGAUGACUCUCCAGUAUCUCAAGGAUAUCACGACUACAUUACCGAGCUUUGUGUUGGACUCGGAGGUGGAAGAUACCUGAGAAAAAUAAUAGCAUAUUAGCAGAGCAUACUAUUUAAGAAUUGUGAUUGUUCUCUUAUCAUGUUUAUUUGUUUCAAUUUCUCUGUGAUCAUUUUCAAGAUUUUGUUGUUUACUUUGUGUGAAGAAAAACGUAAAACAUGUACGUGUUUUCCUUGUUCAUGAUUUCGGCUUAUAUUUAUUCCCCUAGCAUCUGUAGUAUACUGCUAAUAUCUGUUCAUGAUUAGUCGUGUGAAGUACCAUAUUAGCUAAAACAUUCAAAGAGCAAACUGAUGAUAGAUAAAGAGAGGGGGCUCCAACUGUUAAGCAAUCUGAAAUUGUAAGAUAGGUAGUCAGAAACCAAUCUUGAUAUCGAAUUUCAACCCACCGGUUUGAUCGAACCGAACAGCAAUCGAAGUCCAGCUAUCUGAACCAAAAUAGAUUCGACAAAACAAGUAGAAUUUCAAAGGAAAUCUUGUUCGUUGGAGACAUAAUAAAGAGGCGUAAUAAAACAAAGUUCAGGAGACAGAGAAAAAACCAGGAUACUAGUCAAAAAAACCCAAAA